Messenger RNA from Salvelinus sp. IW2-2015, 550 nucleotides. Its product is annotated as neurobeachin-like protein 2. The record is from RefSeq and is a predicted model, not a curated record. The coding region runs from base 42 to 386 and encodes 114 amino acids. Gene Ontology annotation, cellular component: cytosol; membrane. Gene Ontology annotation, biological process: intracellular protein localization. Gene Ontology annotation, molecular function: protein kinase binding. The transcript has 5 exons. NCBI's taxonomy places the organism in Eukaryota, Metazoa, Chordata, Actinopteri, Salmoniformes, Salmonidae.
UGUGUGUGUUUACUGCAGGGUUUGACCUGGGCAGUCUGCAGAUGACCCACAACGAUGUGGCUGAUGUUCUGUUGCCACAAUGGGCCUCGUCUAGAGAAGACUUCAUCAGGAAACACAGGAAAGCUCUGGAYUGUGAACACGUGUCCUCUCACCUCCAUGAGUGGAUUGAUCUGAUCUUUGGCUGCAAGCAGAGAGGGGAGGAGGCGGUGGAGGCUCUCAAUGUCUUCUACUACUGCACCUAUGAAGGUGCGGUGGAUCUGGACGCCAUAGCCAAUGAGACGGAGCGCAAGGCCCUGGAGGGCAUCAUCAGUAACUUUGGACAGACUCCCUGUCAACUACUCAAGGAGCCACACCCUCCUCGUAUGUCAUCAAGAGAAUGCCUCUAGGAGGCAGGCCCGCAUGGACACUCUACCCCCCAACCUGUUUGAACAGCUUGACAAACUACGCCCUUUUAAGGAGGUGGUGUGUGAUGGGCGACCUCUGGUCCAGGCGGUGGUUCCCAGGAACCAGAACCGCUCCUUUAUCAUCCAGGGCUCUGACGUACUGGUGA